Molecule: messenger RNA, 3284 nt
Organism: Nymphaea colorata (pocket water lily)
Lineage: Eukaryota; Viridiplantae; Streptophyta; Magnoliopsida; Nymphaeales; Nymphaeaceae
Product: pentatricopeptide repeat-containing protein At2g36980, mitochondrial-like
Exons: 2
Coding region: 437-2404 (655 amino acids)
Biological process (GO): RNA modification
Molecular function (GO): RNA binding; protein binding
Source: RefSeq, a predicted model, not a curated record
CCGAAUGAACUUUUCACAUGAGCUAACUACAUUAGAGUGCAUUUCUGAUAUCCAUGGUGUUUUUGAACUGAAAGAAAUGCCAGUCACUCUUUUACAGUUAGAUAGACCCAUGCAAUGUGCUCAGUCUCUUCGUCUGACUGGUUGCCGUUGCUGCCGUUUUGGAGGUUCUUUGCUAGUAUAAACCUUCCUAUGCAUCACAGUUGAUCCUGUAAAGAUAGUUGCACAGAUAGGGCCAUCCUUUGAAGGUUCCUCAAGGAGCACUCAUAACCUUCUGAUAAUCAGCUUGGUAUUUGCUGCUGAAAGCAUAAUUUUCUUGGUCUGCAUAAAGAGGGGCUCUCUCAUUCUGCACCCAAAUGAUUACAAGGUUUCUGGUGCUCACCUUGUUGAUCUCCUUUUCAUCGACAUUUUCAUAGCCACCAAUACACCCAGAUAAGCAAUGAAAUGUCUGCCAAAAUCUGCUCCAGCAGGGUUGGCAUGGAAACUUGAGACCAUAAUGCCCUCAAAAGUGUUUGACGAAAUGCCCCAGCCAAGUUUGCACUACUAUACCUCCAGAAUUGUCAGCCUAGCACGUUCUGGUACAAUCCACAGUGCACGCCUGUUGUUUGAUAGAUUGCCUCAGAAGGACUUAGUGUCUUGGAAUGCCAUGUUAUCAGCAUACUCACAAACUGGGUAUCAUAGAGAAGCAUUGUGUUUGUUUAUGGACAUGAGAAUGGCAGGGCUUAGCUGUGAUCCUUACUCUUUUACUGCUGCUGUCAGUGCAUGUGCUAAUGCGGGUGAGCUCAAUCAUGGCAAAAAAUUGCAUGGUUUGAUUAUUUCUCUGGGGUUUGAUUCAUGCUUGCCUGUUUGCAAUUCACUUAUAGACAUGUAUGGCAAGUUAUUUCUCCCAUUCUGCUCUUUGACUAUCGUUGGGCACAUGAAGGAGCUCAAUUAUGUGUCGUGGUGCUCUCUGCUUUCAUCAUAUGUGCAAUCAGGAUUACUUGAGGAUGCCAAUUGUGUGUUUAAUGAAAUGCCAGAAAGGACAGUUGUUGCAUGGAAUACUAUGAUUGCUGGUUAUGCUUGCCAUGGGGAUGUCGGUUCAUGUUUUAAUUUGUUUAAGGAAAUGAGGAGGACUGGCAAAUCCCCUGAGCUCCCGACAUUUUUGAGUCUCAUGAGUGUAUGUUAUGAUGCAGGGCAUGCUUCUCAUGGCCUUAUGUGCCAUGCCUGCAUAGCAAAGUCUGGUCUGGACAUGGUGGUAGAGGUGACCAACUCACUUCUUAGCUUCUAUGCUAAAUUUGAUUGCUUGCAGGAAGCCACUAAGCUCUUUAAAUGUCUGGAUCAUCGUACACAUGUAUCAUGGAAUGUGAUGAUUGAUGCCCACAUGAGACAUGAGAAUAUGGAUGAGGCCUUUACUUUGUUUCAGUUGGCACCUGAGAAAAACAUUAUUUCCUGGACUAUCAUGAUUGUGGGGUGCACCAGGAAUGGGUAUAGCAAACUGUCACUAGACCUCUUUGUUAAAAUGCGGGCAAAUCAGCUUCAACCGGAUGAUUUUACUUUUGGAGCUGUGCUUCAUGCAUGUUCUAGCUUAGCAUUACUUGGACAUGGUAAGGUAGUACAUGCUUGCAUUGUUCGAAUGGGUUUCUGUUCUUCUGUUUAUGUUGCUAAUGGUUUGAUCAACAUGUAUGCCAAAUGUGGGGACUUGCUUGAAGCAAACAAAGUGUUUGGUGCUAUAAAAAACAAAGACAAAAUUUCUUGGAAUGCAUUGAUCAGUGGGCUUGGACAGCAUGGCAAAGCUGAGGAAGUGUUGAGACUCUUCAAGACAAUGGUUGUGUCAAAUAUGAGGCCUGAUAAGGUCACUUUCAUUGGGUUGUUGAUAGCAUGUAGGCAUAGUGGUCUGUUCGAACAAGCGUGGCAGCAUUUUGAGUCUAUGAUCCAUGAUUACGGGGUCACACCCGAUGCUGAUCAUGUAGCAUGCAUGAUUGAUAUUUUAGGUCGAGCUGGGUCUUUGAGAGAGGCAUGUUCCCUUGUCAAGGAUUCUUACAACACAGAGGUUGAUGUCAGUGGUUCAUUGCUUGUCUCGUGUCUGCUGCAUGGAGAUGUUGACCUUGCGAGGAGAGUAGCAGGAAACUUAUUACUCAUGGAGCCAAAGGAGGAGGUUGGUUAUGUCUUACUAUCCAACUUAUACUGUGGCCUUGGCCAGUGGCUGGAAGCUCAGAGUGUGAGGAAGUAUAUGGUCAAGCAAGGGGUAAGGAAGCAACCUGGUUGUAGCUGGAUUGAGGUGAAAAACAACGUAGUAGCUUUUGUGGCGGGUGACUCUUCGCAUCCUGAAAUCAAUGUCAUCUGCAAAAUUUUGCACUCAUUAGCUAGCCAAAUGGGAAGCAAUAGUUAUAACCCGUUAGAUUCAGAAAGCAAUCUCAGUUCAAAAUGAAAAUUGUAAAGUCUAGUGACUUUUGCUAUCAGGGUGGUGACCACAGUAUGGCAGGUAAAGACAGGCACAGUCAGGUCUCCAUUGCCUUUGCAGAUUCUCUGGAUAAUAAUGAGUCCAGAAGGGAAAUGUCACAUGAUACAGCUCUGUAUUCCUACAUGCAAAAAGGGGCAGACAGGGAAUGGCCUAGUCAAUUUCAAAAGAUGGUGAAACUUCACUAACAGUCCAAGUGCUUUAUUGUUGCAUGGUAAUGAGUGUCCACCAGAGAAGUUAAUGUGAUAAUGAGAUUGGUGGACAUCUUAGGGUUCUGGAGUUCAAAUGCCUGAGGAGCUAUGCCCCAGUUUCCCUGUAGACCUUCAGCCUUGAAAAUAUAAUAUAAGAAAAAGAAAUUGGGUAAAAUUGUUAGACAGCUAUCUUGUCUCAAAGGAGUUCAUGAAAUGCCGUGCUAUUUUGCUCAAGGAAAACAAUUCUAUGUACUGAGAAAGGGUUAUUAUGAACCAAGUAACUGUUGUCAUGUUCAAUUUUAGGACAGAAAAUCUGGGCUUGUGAGAUGCACGAGGACUUUUUUUUUUCUUUAAAUGGUGCUUUUAUUUGUUUUUUGGAUUGUGCUGCUCAUUUAUGCAUCUUUCAGUGCCAUUAAUUCCUACCAGUAUUCCAUGCAUGCACAGGUAAGUUUGUCAAGUUCUCCUACUCGUAUGUUCUCUUAUGUGUCUGGGACAUUUUUUUGCCCCAAAAACAUUUAAAAGGAACACUUUACAUACGUUGAGUUUGCAACCUCUAGUUUCCCUUCUGCAUUACAUCAUCGUUAUGUUCUUUUCCUUUUUGUUAUUGGUUGUUUCAUUGUUGCUACAAUGUCUAUCCUGUUCUAAAAUAACUUUAUACU